This is a messenger RNA of Yarrowia lipolytica CLIB122, 750 nucleotides long. RefSeq lists its product as uncharacterized. Gene Ontology annotation, biological process: Ras protein signal transduction. The record is from RefSeq and is a predicted model, not a curated record. Gene Ontology annotation, cellular component: plasma membrane. Gene Ontology annotation, molecular function: GTPase activity; GDP binding; GTP binding. Lineage: Eukaryota; Fungi; Ascomycota; Dipodascomycetes; Dipodascales.
AUGAGUGAACAACCCCAGCAAAAGGUUUCCAUUGUCAUUCUUGGAGAGGGAGGAACGGGAAAGUCAUGCAUUACUAUGCGACUUGUACGGAGCAAAUGGGUGGAUGAGUACGAUCCUACCAUUGAAGACUCAUACUCCACCACCCGAGUCGUCGACGGAGUGUCGUACCGAAUUGACAUCAUCGACACUGCGGGCCAGGAAGAAUACCGAGACAUGCUCGGCAACCUCUUCCAGGUCGACUCCAACAUUGACGCCUAUCUUCUGGUUUACGACAUCACAGCCCCCCAGUCUUUGGAGGCCCUAGAUUACUUCAACGACAUGAUUGACAAGAACGUCGAGGCAGCCGGCGAGCUCACAGACCGACCCCCACCCAUGAAGUUGGUCGUGGGCAACAAGUGCGACCUGACCAACGAGCGGGGAGUGACCGCGGCAGAGGGUCUGCAAUGGUCGCGCGAGCAUGGAUGCGGAUUCAUGGAAACUUCAGCAAAACAGAUGGUCAACAUCGAAGAGACAUUCUCAUCUAUAGUGCGCAAAGUCGCGCAAAGUCGAGCACAACUUCAAGCCCGUCGACAGGGCGGAGCCUUUGGAGGUGCUGCAGGAGGUAGCCGGGUUGGCUCCACUGGUGGAGCAUUGAGAGUCACUCGAUCGCAGGGUCGACUCAGACCACCGGUCAACAGUCAGACCAAGUCAGGCUUUGAUAGUGAGAAGGAUAGCAUCAAGGGUGGAUCCAAGUGCUGUGUUAUCUGCUAG